Aspergillus japonicus CBS 114.51 is the source of this 993-nucleotide messenger RNA. RefSeq lists its product as uncharacterized. Lineage: Eukaryota; Fungi; Ascomycota; Eurotiomycetes; Eurotiales; Aspergillaceae. The coding region runs from base 1 to 993 and encodes 330 amino acids. The transcript has 4 exons. The record is from RefSeq and is a predicted model, not a curated record.
AUGGAGCAACAAUCAGUCGUGUCCGCAACUCGAAACCUGCAAGACUUGAUCAGGCGACGCAGCGCUAUCAACGAAAGGAUAGCGUCGGAAAUGCAACGAGCAGGCACCCAAAUAGAAAGUCUCAAAGAAGGGUUGGGGUCCGUUGAAGCACAGCACAGACAGGUGCUCAGCCUCGAUAACCAGAUUCGCCGGAAGGAGGAGCAGCGAGACCGUGAAGUGUCGGGGUGUAUCUCUCUUCUGGCCCUCACGAAUCGUGACCUGCAACGCAGUUUUGGGAUCUCGAUUUGCGAUGAUGGUUAUGAUUGGCUGGUACUCUCAGAUGGCGUUUUCCCAGCACCAGCACAUCUCAAACAUGAAAUCUGGGAACUCCUGGAUGAAUACGGCAUUUCGGACGAUGGUGAGGCCAGCCCGCUCGGUCAUAUCCUUCUACGAGUCGCCCACGAAGUGAACACCGUCCAGGGGUCCAAGACUGGCAUGAUCAAUUUAGCGCACAAGACGGACCUCCUGCAUACCUUUGCACAACACAACUUGACUCUGGCGGGCCGGGUGGACUACACUCUUUGGUACCGCGAGCCGGGACUCGCUCGCAUCCACUUGGUAGUGGUCGAGGCCGAUUCCGCCAAGGACGACGAGCAGGCAGAGACGCGGGCUAUGGCUUCCAUGCUCAUGGUUCAAGGAUCCCGUUGGCAGGCCUGCGACAUGCUGGCCGUGGUCUACGGUCUGGUCCACAAUGAAGACCACUAUAGCUUUACGUUUCUUCGCCUGGACGCGACGAGGAAGGUUCAACGCGUGACCGCAUGGUGGGAGUCCUUUCGGCCAACCCAGGACUCCAGGAUCACAUCAAUCCUGUGGAAUAUCUUCGGGGAAGCGCGCAUGUAUGAUGAUAGCGCGGUGGAUCCAGACUAUGAGGAUAGUUUCCGGGUCCCCAACUCUGAGGGAUCUUCUACUUGCACUGGGGGGGAUGAGGAAGACUUGACCUUAAUUGACUGCUGA